Molecule: messenger RNA, 1134 nt
Organism: Neospora caninum
Lineage: Eukaryota; Apicomplexa; Conoidasida; Eucoccidiorida; Sarcocystidae
Product: putative cytochrome C oxidase assembly factor COX15
Exons: 9
Coding region: 1-1134 (377 amino acids)
Biological process (GO): heme A biosynthetic process
Cellular component (GO): mitochondrial inner membrane
Molecular function (GO): oxidoreductase activity, acting on NAD(P)H, heme protein as acceptor
Source: RefSeq, a predicted model, not a curated record
AUGACGCCGAGGGACGCUCGAGUUGUAGGCACACCUUUAGUGGCUCCGGGUUUCGAGCGACCAGUCGGCCUGUGGCUAUUAGGCUGCAGCGGUCUCAUCUUCGGCCUCGUCUGUUGGGGUGGCUACACAAGACUAACGCGCAGUGGGCUCUCUAUGACAGACUGGAGGUUCCAGGGGAAGAAACUUCCCCAGACACCCGAGGAGUGGGAAGUGGAAUUCAACCGGUACAAGGAGACGCCGGAAUACCAGCAAGUUCACCACGGGAUAACCCUGGAGGAGUUUCAACAAAUCUAUUUCAUCGAGUGGUUUCACCGCAUGUUUGCUCGGGCCACAGGUCUGUUCUUCGUCGCAGGGACUGUUGGCUUCGGGGCGGCUCGAGCUCUCACAUCGCGCAUGACACUGCGGCUGGCCGGCAUGGGCCUUCUCGGAGCGGCUCAGGGUCUUGUUGGAUGGUGGAUGGUCAAGAGCGGGUUCAGCGAGCCCACAACGGAGAACAAGACGCCGAGAGUGUCUCCAUAUCGGCUCGCCUUCCACCUGGUCACUGCCAUGGCCCUCUACAGCGUGGUCCUCUGGCACGCCCUGUCGCUUCUCUACCCGCCACCCUCCGUAGCCGCUGCUGCUGCGCCGGCGCUGGGCGUAGCGGCUGUACGCGCGGCGAUGAGGAAACUCCGAUCUCGCACGUGGGCCAUGGGAGCCCUGAUAGCCACCACGCUCUGUUCCGGAGCGUUUGUGGCAGGGAACGACGCCGGCCACGCGUACAACACGUGGCCUAAAAUGAUCGACGACUGGGUUCCUCCCGAGGUUUAUGAAGUGAUGAACAAACCGCUCAAGAUCUUCGAGUCAACGCCUGUUGUUCAGUUUGACCAUCGUAUGCUCGCUUACUCCACUUUGAUUGGUUCGACGCUUCUCUACUUCACGGGUCGCAGGCUGCCUGUGCCGAAAGAAGUCAAGUUCGCACUCGGAGCGCUCCCCAGCGUGAUAGCCGUGCAGCUGUUGCUAGGCAUCACGACGCUCCUUUUCUUCGUCCCCACGGAACUCGGUGUCUUGCACCAGGGCGGUGGAAUGGCGACGCUGAGCGCCCUUGUGUACCUUUGCCAGACCCUCUCGAGAGUUUCAAGAUCGCUUCCUGUCUAG